Molecule: messenger RNA, 546 nt
Organism: Marasmius oreades (fairy-ring Marasmius)
Lineage: Eukaryota; Fungi; Basidiomycota; Agaricomycetes; Agaricales; Marasmiaceae
Exons: 2
Coding region: 1-546 (181 amino acids)
Source: RefSeq, a predicted model, not a curated record
AUGAAUCCACCACGUCGUUCCAAAUCACUCUAUUGCAGCCUGGUAAAGAAAAGCAAGCUUAAGGCUAAUACCUAUGUUCACAUUCCAGGCCAAUCCGAACGAAAACGCAAGCUAGCAGAGAGAUUGGAAACGCUUCUCAAACACGCUGCCUCGCUUGUCGACAAAACAGCCAUAGAAGCUGUACUGAAAGAUCACGAAGAUGAUACCGCCACGAUGCAGGACACAGGGAUGAGUGAGAUGAAUGUGGAGGACCCUUCAGACGCUCUGCAUAUGCCGGUGGAUGUGAUGAUUAGCUGUGGAGAAGCGGUAGUUGAUGAUUUGAGGGUUGAUGAUUCGAGCAUUGACGAUAUACCUGCCGAUUCCCUCUCAAAAAUUGCGCCAGGUACUCAGCCUGAGGGCAAAAAGCUAGAUACCCGAUGGAAGGAAAUGCUCCCAAGCCUGUUGGAACCUUUUCUUACCUACAGGGAUCAGACAAUUGGAAGCAUAGGGUACCAUUUUGGGGGAUUUAAACCACUGUGCUCAUCGAGCACUUGCCGGACUGACUGA